Paramuricea clavata is the source of this 1119-nucleotide messenger RNA. NCBI's taxonomy places the organism in Eukaryota, Metazoa, Cnidaria, Anthozoa, Malacalcyonacea, Plexauridae. The record is from the annotation of a GenBank genome assembly.
AUGUUGGAGAGAAUUUGUCAGCAAGCACGAACAAUACAUGGAGGUACUCAUGAGCGAAGAGGAAAAGGAUAUUGCAAGUCGAAGUUGAUGUCUCUACGAAGGAAACUAAUGCUAGCGUCAAGACAAAAGGGAGAAGGUGCUAGUUCAUUGAACUGUGACUUGACCUUGGCAAGUAAGUCAAGUCACAGUUCAAAAUUUUCAACUGUGUCAAAAAAGAAAGAACAGUUAGCGCUCGUUCAGUUGAAGAGAAGCCAACUACUGAAACAGCACGAACUCGAACGAAGAAUGACAGAGUUGAAUUUCGAGAAAGAAUAUCUGGAAGCCCGAAUGGAAGAGGAACGAGCAAUCGUAAGUUUGAAUGUUUAUGAGAAAGAAUCAGAUAACAAUACUGAGCAUGAAAAUGUUAACAAAAACACACUCUCAAUGAAUCAACAAGGGCAAGGAUUAUCACCCCUUUCACAACCAUAUGUACCACAAGAGCAAAUAGUACAAGGGACUAAUAUAUCUUCACCCCAAGUUUCUAAGGUAUAUUCACCCGAAAGGCAUGCUGAACAGUACAAUGUGCAAUUGCAACUGACACAGACAUACCCUCAACAAGAAAAACCGGUACAGUCAAUUAAUAUCCCUUCACGACAAGUUUCUGAGACAUAUUCACCCAAAAGGCAAGUCGAACAGUGUAAUAUGCCAUUGCAACCCACCCACACGUAUAUGCAGCACGAACAACCCCUACAGUCACCUAAUAUACCUUUAUCGCAGAUUCCUAGAACAUAUUUCCCCGAAGGGAAGGUCCAACAACCCGCAGUUAAAGAAAUAGAUACAGGGGAAGAGAUGGUGAGAGCACUGCGACAAGUCGUGUCUAUGCCAAAAAUUAAGUACAUGCACUUUGACGGUGAUGCAAUAAAUUAUGCUUCCUUCAUGCAUAAUUUUGAAACAUGCCUAGAAAAGGACAACCCUGAUAAUUCCAUUCGAUUGCAACUCUUGAUUCAACACUGCAAUAAUAAAGCCCGUGAUGCAAUUGAAAACUUACCACCACUGAAACAAGCCAAUGGAGCAAGUUUGCUGGAGUUUUCCAGGCACUUAGAGGUUGCAGAUAGAACGUUGACAAGUAUUGGGGCCUGA